This is a messenger RNA of Cylicostephanus goldi, 564 nucleotides long. The record is from the annotation of a GenBank genome assembly. NCBI's taxonomy places the organism in Eukaryota, Metazoa, Nematoda, Chromadorea, Rhabditida, Strongylidae.
AUGGUCUUUGUAUACGGCAAGGCUGGAUGUGGUAAAACGUUCACAUUCAAUGUGUUGAUCCAUGAGCUUGAAAAGAGGAAUUUGUCCAUAAUUGCGGUUGCUUCUACUGGUAUCGCAGCUACACUGCUUGAGAACGAGAAUAGAGGCCAACCAUUUGGAGGCUGUGAGGGUUUUUGGAGGGGAUUGGUGCCAGUUUCUACCCGUAUACCUGGAGCUUCCAAAAUGGACACUAUAAAUGAGUCUUUCAAAGCAAGCUACGUUUGGAAUGAACUUGAAGUUUAUGUGCUCGAUGAAGAUAUGAGACUUUGUGCAGGUGUGGAUAGUCACGCUGCUUGGCUUCGAGCUGUCGGAGAGGGCACAAAUUUGAUUGUCAAUGGAAUGGAAGUGGAAAUACCCAUAAAAAUGUGUAUGGAAAGCGAAGAUGAGGUCAUUAGUUGUAUGUACACUGAGGAUAUUGUUGCCAACCCUAAGCUUGUUGGGAGCUUGGCAUUGUUAACUGUCAGGAUUGCGGAUGCUCUUGAGCUGAAUGAAGUGGUGCUGAAGAUGGCUCCGGAGAAGCUGUAG